GAUUAUUGAAGAUAAAAAAGGAAGAAAAGGAGUACAAGUGUAGAAGCAUUAUCAUUCAUCACAGUGGAAGAUGCCGACGCGUUGUGAAAUAUGCUGCGAGAUAAUGAUCGCGAUCUUGCUUCCUCCAAUCGGAGUUUGCUUUCGCCACGGCUGUUGCAGCGUUGAAUUCAUCAUCUGUUUGCUCCUCACAAUUCUAGGUUAUAUUCCUGGCAUCAUUUAUGCUCUCUAUGCCAUUAUCUUCGUUGAUCGUGACCAGUACUUUGAUGAAUACAGGCGUCCUCUCUAUACGCAAUACUGAUAGUUUAAGUUCGAAUGCAUUAUUGAUGUUCAUGUCUUGCCCGUGUGCGUAACUUCUGCAAAUUUAAGUUAACGUGCUUAUGGUUUUGUAAUUGAAAUUGAAAUUGCUUAUGGUUUGUAGAAUCUAUUGUUUUUGCUCUUGAAACUUCCACAAUUUUUAUGCAAUCAGGAUUCUUCUGUGA
Vigna umbellata (rice bean) is the source of this 479-nucleotide messenger RNA. Its product is annotated as PMP3 family protein At4g30660-like. Gene Ontology annotation, cellular component: membrane. The record is from RefSeq and is a predicted model, not a curated record. NCBI's taxonomy places the organism in Eukaryota, Viridiplantae, Streptophyta, Magnoliopsida, Fabales, Fabaceae.